Molecule: messenger RNA, 1881 nt
Organism: Seminavis robusta
Lineage: Eukaryota; Bacillariophyta; Bacillariophyceae; Naviculales; Naviculaceae
Source: the annotation of a GenBank genome assembly
AACGAGGGAGAAGAGCGGCAGAACCAAAAACGACUUCGACGGGCACACCUGCUUCUGGCCAGUCAAAGCGAGCAACCAAGCAGCAGCAAUCGAUUGAUCGAAACCUGUUCAGUCACAACACAAAAGUAACAGGCAUCAAUUCACAAUUCCAUCUGUUGCUUCUGUCUCCGUUCACGAGAAAACACCCUUGAGCAUACUGUACUAUUACCCAAGCAAAGCCAUCCAUCAAGUAUACUAGUAGUCACAUACAUUCCCUGUUGCAAAAGUAGAUUAGAAUGACCAAAUUGGAAGUCACCGCGGGUGUUGUUGCUGGACGAGGCCGUCGCCAGAGACCAACUUCAACAUCACCGCUGAUGGCACUAGAAGUAGCAACUGCCCAGUCCCAGAGCAUCACCGAUGCCAAGGCCAAGUUUGUUGCCAGCGUCUCUCGCGGUGUCGCCUUGUUGAUGGAGGAGCGUGGGUACAGCCGUGGAAGAGCUCAGACGGCUCUUCUACGACAAAUUUCUCGAUACGACAAGAAGAGCAACAGCCCACCUUCCGAUGAUGAGGUGUUUGAUGUCAUGUCCUCCCAUGGGCUUGGCAUGGACGACGCUGCCAUGGCUUUGACUGUCUCCAAGGCUGUUCAACGAGAGAUCGAGGGGCGAGAAGUCUCCAUGAUUGCAGCCAUUGACGACCUCACAUCCAAGCUGUCAGUCGCCGACCUUUGCCGGGUGGAUGUACCUACGCCACCCGCAACAACAGCCACUGCGGCUGGUAGUGCUGAUGAUGUAGUCCCUGUCAGGAUCGUUCCAGCGAUCGAACGAGUGGUCACACAGCAGAAACGACCGCAGCAAAAACCUGCAACUCUCUUUGCCACUUCCAACACCACUGCUUCUACAUGUACUUCUGUUCCUCCUUCUGGCCGAAAAAACAAGGCCCACAACAACAAAACCAUCAAGCACAAAAAUACAACGGUUGCAAAUAUGCGAAAGCGAUCGGUGGAUGACAUAGCCGAAACCAACAACAAGAAAGAAGAAACACCCAAAAUUAUCGUCAAGCGAGACCGCUCCGAUUCUCUCUCGGAAGUCGUCAAUGCCAAGUUUGCCGACAAGAAGAAUUGCAAUAAAGACGACGAUGCUACUUCAGUGGCGUCUUGUGCGAGAACUUCGACCGGUUCCGUCCGAUCCAAGAGAGUCCGCCCAGACGAUGUCGAGGCCGCAACACAAGGUGCUAUGAAGCGAUCUCGUUCCGUGGGCGACCUUUAAGUUACAACACGAUUUUCCUCUUCUUCUUUCUUCCUUCCUACCCACCUACAAGCUCAAUUAUCUAUCUACUACUGUCUCAUUUUGCAUAGACCACCAGGGCUCUCUGCGAGUUUGACUCUGGCUGCUACCUGCGAGCGUUGUUCUUUCCCUUCUACUUCAUUCAAUGCAUUCCACCAUCUAUUCUACUGCGGGAACCGAAUCGUACUGGCCAAAUAAUGUUUCUAGCACCUAGCUAGCUAAUUUUAAAAUAGUUGCAGUACCGUCAACGUAUACCUGAGCUGUCUUCGUUUGGCCCCGAUUGGGUGCCUUCGAAAAGAAAUCGUCCCUGGCAUUGGACAAGUGAUGGCUUCUUGAAGACUAAUGCAGGAGGGAGGUCGGAUUGCCCGAAUGUCAGCGCUACUUCUGAAAGCUACGAUUGAUUCCACUUUGCUCCAUCCACACUUCGGCAACAUGUGUUGUUUCGAAAAGAACGAGUUUGGAUGAUGAAGCAGUCGGGCUGAUUACAGAAGAUGUUCUCACCGCAAAUGAAUUGCCAUGUCUAGCGGUUCUUUGAGACUGUCGCUCUAAACGAGGUUCGUCAAAUUAAUUAAAAAGAUCAAUAUAAUAUCCUUAAACAUGAUCGAGAGCAAGAAAUCCC